This is a messenger RNA of Pollicipes pollicipes, 4286 nucleotides long. RefSeq names its product dnaJ homolog subfamily C member 25 homolog. The record is from RefSeq and is a predicted model, not a curated record. Lineage: Eukaryota; Metazoa; Arthropoda; Thecostraca; Pollicipedomorpha; Pollicipedidae. Gene Ontology annotation, biological process: protein folding. The transcript is spliced from 6 exons. Gene Ontology annotation, cellular component: endoplasmic reticulum membrane. The coding region runs from base 160 to 1161 and encodes 333 amino acids.
UCGGCGGUGUGGGUUGGGCUGCUGCCGCCGGCGAUGCGCUUCGCGGAAACGUGGUUUCGGGACCUAUCGGCGACUGCUUGGUGUCGAAGGAUUACUGGGACGGGCGGUUGAUAUCUUGAUAACUGCAUUUUUGUGUCACAAGUGAACAGUGCCUUCAAAAUGAUGGCCAAACUGUGCAUUAUUGUGCUCCUCGCAGUAUCUUUUCAGCCAGCGUUCUCAAUGAUUGAUGGGCUGUACUGUGGCCUCAAGAACUGUUAUGAUGUCCUGGGUGUUACAAGAGACACUCCAAAGAAGGAAAUAGCCUCCAAGUACCGUCAGUUGGCUCGGAAAACACAUCCAGAUCUUUUCCAAAGUGCCGAAGACAAGGAGGCUGCAUCCGAAAGAUUCCGAGAGAUCGCCACAGCCUACGAGAUACUGAAGGAUGACGAAUCACGGAGCGACUAUGACUACAUGCUGGACAACCCAGAUGAGUUCUACAGCCACUACUACCGCUACUACCGGCGCCGCAUGGCCCCCAAAGUGGACAUUCGCAUCGUGCUGGCAGUCACCAUCACCAUCAUUUCGGGUAUCCAGUACUUCACCUCCUGGACCAGGUAUGACACGGCCAUCCGGUACCUGGUCACGGUGCCCAAGUACCGACUGCGCGCGCAGCAGAUCGCCAAGGAGGAGAAGCUGCUGGACCACCUGAAGCGCAACAAGAAGAUGAGCAAGGACGAGGCGCGGCAGGAGGAGGAGCGCAUUCUGCGGGACAUCGUCCGCGACAAGAUGGACAUCCGGGGCGGCUACGCCAAGCCCUCGGUGACGAGCGUGCUGUGGGUGCAGCUGGUGCUGCUGCCUUACACGCUGAGCGUCUGGCUGCUCUGGUACCUGCGCUGGUUCUGGAAGUACACGCUGCUCGGCCAGGAGUACGGCACCGACGAGAAGCUGUACCUGAUCCGCCGCUACAUGGGCGUGUCCAGCGCGCAGUUCGAUGCGAUGGAGGAGGACACUAAGGAGGAGUACCUGGAGAUGGAGCUCUGGAAGCGUGACGUCUUCGCCGUCUGGAAGAAGGAGAGGGAGGAGGAGAUGAAGCUCAAGCUGGCACAGAGUGCUCAGCACAAGCAGUACCGACGCUACAUGAAGAACCACGGCCCUGGCCGCAUGUACUUUGACGACUCGUAAUACCUGAACGUGGCUAGGUAACGAAUUGAAGCGACGCACACUGGACAGUUGAGUUGCUGGUCAAGGUCCCAGUGAAAUGUGCUCGCCAUUCCAAUUGCUUCCAGAGACAUCUGAAGAAUCCGACUGCUGUCCCGGGAGCCUGACGGCUGCCAUAGUCCAGACGCCGUGACCAGCAUGCCGGCGUUCCCAGCGGUGACCCUCAUAAUGUUGUUCCUCCACCUCUCAGCUGCGCAAAACGGAGCCUUAGCGACGACCAGCGCGUCCGCCGUGGGUACGGGGCCGUCGCCGCCAGACUGCAGGCUUCUCCCCGGCUACCGCCACGUGCUGCGGUCCGCGGCGGACUGGCGGCGUGUCGUGGCUCUGUGCCGCCUGGCGCCGCACCAGCCGCGCGAGUCGCCUCCCGCUCCGCCGGUACAGGGGUCGUCGCCGAGCCCGGCCGGACGCCCGUGGCACCACCUAGCCUGGCGUGCCGCCCAGUCGCUGAGCGAUCCUGUGAGGUAUCCGGCCCCGAGAGCGCCAUACCUGUGGCGGAGCCUGCUCCUGUCCGCUGUGUGGCGGCCGGCGGUCGCUGGACCGGAGAGGGGCCCGCGCGGUCGCUCCGUCCGCAGUGGCGUGGCUCCUCGACCGCUGCCGACGUCUCCGCCGGCUGGGCUCCACAGCUGGCUGCUGCGUGCCGCCGCGACCCGCCGGCGUAUGCCACGGCUGUGUGCUUCUACUUACCGCGGACUGGCGACGCGAAGCCCAGCUGGCUGUAGCGAUCGCCUCGUCUACCGUUGUUCAGCUGUAACCAGCUUUGUGACGAAGGCUCCCUUCUUCGAGCUUUGCGUUAUGUUACGCUUCAUAGAUGACCUGUAAUGGCCGUCGGCAGCUCGCGCGGUGACCUCUGCGCCAGUCGUGAGGGCGGUCGCCGCGGUGCGGCUCCGCCGUCGUCGGUCGUCUUGCCAAAGUGUGCCGAGGCGGCCCGCGUGGAGGGUGAGAUCUCGCUUGCCGCGCCGGGACCGAUAUGUUCCUCCGGAUUGAAGUGGGAAAAUGGAGGGAGACCUGUGCUUUCCGUUUCGUGUGAAAGAGCAUAAUAGAUUCUACUGGAGUGCGUUGCAGUAAUUAUACUGGUAGGGGAUGUGGUGUUGGGUUGCAUGGGGAAAUCCGAUCUGGGGACUUGCGGUUGUGUCAUCGAUUGCGGUUGUUUCCUUGUUCAAGCGUUUUCCUGUGUUUUUGAAAUAUCUUACAAUCGUAUAUCUUCACUUUAUAGAUGUUUGAGCGCACGUCCUGGACACAUCAUGCCAAGGGAGGGGGGACGGGUCAGGUUCAGGCCGUCUAUUGUAAAUGAAUUGGCAGUGCGUGAUCACCUGCCGAGUUGGUCCAGGUUCAGAUUUGUUCACUCCCGACACACUGGUGACGUGACACUGGCCGUUGAUCCCUUCCUAGGCCGCCGGAGCCUUCAGUCCCGACACAUCGCGGUGUGAUAUGACACUGGCCGCUCAUCCCUUCCCACCCCGCCGGAGCCUUCAGUCCCGACACAUCGCGGUGUGAUAGGGCACUGGCCGUUGAUCCCUUCCUACCCCGCCGGAGCCUUCAGCGAUAAAGUGAAUGUGCUGCGAUGUCGGUUUGUUUUGUUGUUGGCUUACGUCCGUGUGCGUUUUGGGGGCUUUUUCACCAAGGGUGGGAAACUGGCAAUGUGACUCUUACCACCCUGCUCGAGUGGCCGCCGACUGCUCGUGCAUUGGUCCGGGACAAAAUGUGCGUCGCCAGCUGAUCGGCGUCAUCCGAGCGCUCGGUGAUGCCGUAUCUAAAGAUGCCAGCCUUGCCUUCUACAAUUGGGAUGGUGCGUGGCAGAGUUGUUUUAUAUUUGGCUCCACUAGCUGUUUUGUUCAGGAAUACACUCGGCCGUUUAAUUUGGAGUGAUCUUUGUUGAGAUGUGUUGAGCGCUGGAAGGUCCCACUGCGAUGCCUUAGUUCGCGUGCCGUGGAGAUAUGUACCGGAAAUUUAUUGCAUCGUUGAAAAGCCAGAACUUAGCGGCGAAAGCUGGUAUUUCGGGUUUUUAACGUUUGAAAUCAGGAAACGUGUGACUUCCCUUAUGCCAACGAGUAAGGCCUACCAGUGAAGGCUGCUUCGCCAAAGAAGUGAAGGAUUUUGAAGUGGAGUCCAGAAUAUUCUCCCCAUUGAUGGCGUCUACAUGGGGUGGGUCUGACCACUAUGCGGGCAGGAUUGCUUAACGUGCUAUAUUUGUUUUGUGAAUCACGUCUCGUGAUAGACGGCAGGCGUUCAUCCGACCACUGUCCGAAUGCGGUGUCCCAUACGCUGGCCUGUUCUACUCUUGGCGUCAAACUCCUUGCCACGACAAUUUUCCAUUGCGCAUGACGUGUUCGGUCGUUUGUGUAGAAUUUUGCGAAUUUACAACAGCGGACCCCGUCAUAGUGUCUGAAACAGUGUAGUAAAAACCGGAGAGCAAAUCACUGUUUUCUUCGCUGCACAAGACAUUCGGCUGGACCUUUGGGCCCGCUGGGUGGGACGUAAGCUCCUCACCAGGUUAUCAGUCCUGGGGUUGGGGCAGGUGCGGCAGCUCGUCCCGAUGACACGCGGCUAGUGAGAGGACCAUUCUGUGGCGUCCCUCUAUCAAUCACUUUGGCCGCCAAGUAAAAUCUAAGCCCUUGUAUUUUGAUGUGCGAAGAAAUUGGUUAUCCGCGUUACGAUAUGUGUUGAACUUUUUCAAAAAGCGCUCUCGGCUUUGCCGUGUUCAUUGAUGUAGGCACGGGGCAGUUUAUGCUGUGGCGCCCCAACUUUCGGAUAAUGCGCAUAAAGUCCAUGGCGACAACUGAAAAAUCUGCUUAAAAAUUGGCUUCGGCGCUUCCACUUGCUGAGACGUCCAUUCACCUGCUAAUGUUGUACCCACAACUACAUGGUAUUAAGUUGCAAUCGCUGAAAUUGUGUUGACCUGGUCAAAACUAACAAUUUUCCCCAAUAGACCGACGUGGCGGGAGUUUGACGCCGACGGGAAGUGGCUGUUGCUUUUUGUUGUCUGUGGACUGCGUUUCGUUGUGCGAGUGUUGCUUGGGUUCGACGAGUUUACCGCUUGCGCUAUGACGUGUCCAUGAUUUCUACUUGGUAAUACAAGUAACCCAAGUUUU